Molecule: messenger RNA, 234 nt
Organism: Plasmopara halstedii
Lineage: Eukaryota; Oomycota; Peronosporomycetes; Peronosporales; Peronosporaceae
Exons: 2
Coding region: 1-234 (77 amino acids)
Source: RefSeq, a predicted model, not a curated record
AUGCGGCAAAAAACGCGUAUUAUAAUAUUUGUGCCGCGAGACCUUGUUGAGGUACCGGAUGUGGUAGCUAUCAUAGCAAUGGACCUCGGUCAUACUAAAAAGACAGUUAGAUUAUGUGCUUUGAGGUCACGUUUUGUGGUACUCGCAGAUGUUACAUUUAAGAAUCGUCGGACUCCCAAGCCGGAUAGCUUGAGCGACCCUUGGCGGAAAAAUGUAGUUUCAGUAGAUGCUUAG